Messenger RNA from Achroia grisella, 8686 nucleotides. It is a transcript of the gene Eip93F, whose product is annotated as mushroom body large-type Kenyon cell-specific protein 1. NCBI's taxonomy places the organism in Eukaryota, Metazoa, Arthropoda, Insecta, Lepidoptera, Pyralidae. Bases 962 to 3364 code for a protein of 800 amino acids. Gene Ontology annotation, molecular function: DNA binding. Gene Ontology annotation, cellular component: nucleus. The record is from RefSeq and is a predicted model, not a curated record. Gene Ontology annotation, biological process: regulation of transcription by RNA polymerase II. The transcript has 7 exons.
GAUCUAUGCACCGCGCGUCAACUAAAACUAACCUAAAAACCAAAGCUAAUCAAAAUAGAAAACAUGACAGUUCAAAUUCAAAUUCCGAAUGUUCCAAUUUAGAUAAGUAAGAAAAGCUAACUACAUCAGCGUGCGAGAGAGAGACGACUAUGCCGCCCCGCGUCUGCUAUUUCGGUGACGUCGGCCGGUGCAUAGCGAAAUAAUUUAAUGAAAAGUGGCAUUCAGUAAAUUCGUUGUGUUUACGCGCGUUGCAAGUUUGUUUGGUUAGCGGUGUUAUUUUUGUGUGCGAUCCCGGAUCCGUACUUUUUUUAGAGAGGGUGGCGCCAUCUACGCUGUGUCCUAUAUUCCCGCGGUUGUUACACAUGGUGUUGUCAAAACAAAAGUGGCGAUAUGAGUAAACUAUUUUAUUAGUGACAGAAACUUUUACCUUACGUUAAUAAGUGGCAAUGCCCGAGUGCUUGGCGUGUUUUUGGUGCGGUAAAACUGUGCGGGUCCGUAGUGGAAAAUUGAGCUAGCGGUGUUUUUUUCCAAACUUAACCUACGACAAUCUUCAGUUGCGCGCGAGCUGUGACCGCACGCGCUUCGUGUUUACACGCGGAAAUAAACGAAAUCCCGCCGAAUGGACACCGCAAAGGAAACGACAGCCUCCGAAUUCUCAUUUCGGACUUCACGGGGAUGUGUUCGAAACGUUCCAUUUUCGAAUGCGAUGGAAUAGUCGCGCUGCGUUCGAUGACCUCAUAAAGUGAAAACUAUUUUUUUAAUUUUCACUUUGCUCAAUUUUGUGAUGUAGACAUAGUGCCUUCUCUGUACAAACUAAUGUGAUGAUAAAGUGCAAAGUUAGAGACUAGGUUAUUCUAAGGUGAUCGUGAACUAUUUUUUUCUUGUCAAAGAACACGUACAUGAAGAACUGAAUGCUUAUGGACAGAUACUGCGACAUUCUUGGGGUUGCCGUACGUAUGCCAUGGCGGAAUGCUCGUUCGCCCGCUGCCAACAAGAACGUCGCGCCAUACGCAAGGAACUGCAGCGUUGGACCAAGAACAUGGUUUACAUAUUGGGUCUAGAACGGGUGGCGGAGGAGUUGAUGGGUCGAAGAAAAUGGAAACUAUAUCAGGACGCGUUAGUACCCAAGCGCACCGAAGCCGAACGAUCCAGCGACGAAGAAUCCAUGCCUGCCACCGACCCCCCUCCCGCGCUCAAAAUAAAGACCAUAGAGCAGAUCAACGCGCCAGAAGACGACAGGCCGAAACUAGAACCGGAGACAGAGGCCGAACCGGAGAAGACGAGGCGGCCAGAGACAAUACUAGAGAGCCUGAUCAAAAGACCAGCAACACAGCCAAAGUUGGAAGUGCCCGAGGAACCAGCAGACUGGAAACCACCAGACAAAUGUUAUUUUUGUGUCGAUGGAGAGAGGGGUGAAACGGCCGCAGUGGACGGCAGGCAAGCGGGCGGCGCGACAAGUCCUGCUUCAGAAUCAGACAGCAGCUCCGUUUCGGGUGCAAAGAGCCCUGGAGCUGCUCCCCCUUUACUGCAACACUUAUUGCAGCUGCAGCUGCAAGCGCAGAAUCCACAAGCGAUCGCUCAGGUGAGCUGGGAACACUUGCAAAGCUUGUUAGAAGCCAACAACUCGAUGGGUGCGAAGAAUCAAGGAACAUCACCUUUGCUUCAACAUCUAUUGCAACUACAAUUGCAGGACCCAACUCCACAGAACAUAGCUCAGGGCUACAGCGAAAUGUGUGUCCAGUUCCAGCAGAUGAUAGCUGCGUUAGCUGCACUGGGUACCGGGCUGGUCCCACCUGCUCUCUCACAAGUUUGGUUGAUGCAGAGACUCGCGCAGAGUCGCCCUCCGGUCGACAGGCCGCCUGAAGGGGGAGAUAAGGCGCCGACGUCGUCAUCUCCAACUCUACUGGAGCAGCCUCUCGAUCUUAGCGCUAAAUCUACAUCCAGCACUAGCGGCACACCUCCUCCUGACUCCAAGAUCGUGGAUAAUAGGCUGAAACGAGCAGUAAUAGAAAAUGCAAGUAAUAGCAUAAACAGACGAACUUACACUGAUGACGAGCUUCAAUCAGCCAUCCGGGACAUCCAGUCAGGCCGGCUGGGCACACGGCGCGCAGCCGCCGUCUAUGGCAUCCCACGCUCCACACUCCGCAACAAAGUCAACAAGUACGGACUCAACGUCGAUCAACAUGACUCCGAGCCCGACAGUGAUUCCGAGAGACCUGAAUCUCCUCCUGUCAUUCUAAAAAUACCAAAUUACCGGCCCGAUGAGAAGAGUCCCUCUCCGGCCACACCCGCAACGACUCCUGUCACACCCAUCACACCUAUUAUUCCACCACCACAACCACCCAUCAACCCGCAGCCACAUCUCCCCACUUUCUUUGCUGACCCUCCAGCAAAUCAGCAUUUAUUCACGUCAAUAAACGACGUUAUAGUGAGAAGCAUUAGUCAGAAAUUCCAACAACUUCCUGACAGACCUCCUCAAACGGAUAUGCCGUUCAUGAGAGCACCCGAACGACAUGUUUCUGUUAUAAAAACACAACAGGAGAAUCAAAGGAACUACCCUACGCCGAGUAAUUCCAGGGCUACAACGAAUAACAACGGCCAACCAGCUCCAGGAGGUAAAGGUACGCGACCAAAAAGAGGAAAAUAUAGAAACUACGAUAGAGACAGCCUAGUCGAGGCUGUCAAAGCGGUACAGCGCGGCGAGAUGUCUGUACACAGGGCCGGCUCCUAUUAUGGUGUACCACAUUCCACUUUGGAAUACAAAGUCAAAGAGCGGCAUCUAAUGCGGCCAAGAAAACGCGAACCGAAACCACCGCAAGAUAUAAAACCGCAGCCACCGAAACCGCCACCUCCUAAGCCACCAACAAAAUCUUUCACUAACGGGAUGAACGGCCCGGAGACUCCAGGUUAUCCGACCGGCUACCCGUUUUGGCCUAAUCCUGGAUUUGCACCACCGCCCGCGACCGACUUAUACGCUUCGCACAUGAUGCGGCGAUUACGCGAAGAAGCACCUCCGCCCGCCAACGGAUCAUUCUUGGAGGGGAUCAUCCGAUCGAGCCUAGAGCGGCCGGGUGCGGCUCUGCUGCAGCGGUUGACGGCCGAGCCGAGGCCGCCGAUGGUUUCGUCGGGCGACGCGCCGAGCUUGCUGCGGCGGCUGGCCGGCUCGCCGCUGUCGGAGGACGGGCCGCCGGCGCGGCGCGCGCGCGUCGACAGCUCGGACCGGCAGCUGGCGGCCGAGAUGCGCGAGGCGGUGCAGCGGCUGCGCGCCGACAAGCUGCAGAAACCUCGCAACGGAGGCCCGUCGCCGCCGCCGCCCGCCGCGCCCUCGCCGCCGCCGCCGGCCGCGCCGCCCGAUCGCGCCUAGUGCUGCCUGCGGGCCUUCCCGCACCAUCUUUUCCAGUGACGUGACUCUAGUGUUAGCCUCUUAUCGCCCACGUUUUGAUCCGCGUCGAGACGCUCCGAUCUCCUCAGUCUUGUGAUAAUAUUAUGUAAAGUACAUUCCGUUGGGAGCGGGCCUGUACGUCAGCCGUUGCCGCGGCGGGCGAGGCCCGCAUGCGCACGCGCCGGGGCAGAACUAUGACGACUUUUUAGUGUGCAAUAGGACAUUUAAGGGUUCUUCAUACAAAACUCAUGCGUUAUUUGUGUAUACUGUUGUAGUGACAAUAACGUUAGUUACAUGCUUCUUUCAUAUUUUACAGAUUGACUGGGUUUGAUACGUUACGCAUUUAGACGUUUAUAUUUCACUACGCAGGUUAUUUAUGGAAGUAUUUUCAUUUUCCUUUCCGCUUCAGAUCAACCCAGAUCAUUCCCACGAUUUAUAUAACUCACGUCGACACUAUAAAUCACCAAAUAUCACAAUAGUUACCUAAAAGUCACAACCAGUUCAAUGUACCACAGCUUUACUUAUGCAAUAUCACAAUACAGUAGUUAAAGCCCCUGAUCUACACUAGAUUCUUCGAACGUGGUCGUUCGUGGCAGCGGUGUUUAUUUGCUUUAUGGUAUUUGUCGUAAGUUUUUUGUUAAGCGCAUAUUGUGGUGUACCUAAUAAUCUUAUAACGGAACGCUAAUAAUAUCUACUAAUGGACAUAUGUAGCAACUUGUAACACCGUAUGCCAAAGCGACGAUAAGGUUGUACAAAAUUUCCGGAAAAAUACAAGAGCCUCAAUUUUUGAUCUUGUUUUAAGUAAAAGACAACCAAAAGUUAAACGUUAAAAAAAUUAAAUAUUUAAAUAAUUAUAAGUAUAUAGAAAACAAUGUAACAAAUUAAAUAUAAAGCUAGCUAUGCGAGUGUAAAUGUUAUCGAUUUUUAAGUGAACUAUUGCAGAUUUUGUGCGGUGUUUUUACAAUUAGAUAGGUAAUAUAUUGAAUGAAAUUAUUAGCGCUAAUUGCGUGUAGAGUGCGGCUGUUGUGUCGUCUCUUUCUAACGCGAGAUUAACGACGGAAGGUGCAGGCUAGGCGUGGAUGGGGUCGCCGCAUCCCGGGCCCGCGACCGCUCGCGCCGCGGUAAGGUAUUAUGUGCAAUUAUUAUUUUCUACUAUAAAAUAGUAAUGUAAACUGUGUCUAAGCUAAUACGUGGGUUUCCAUAUUACUGAAUGUGAUAUUUAGGUAUUACGAUGCGAGUGCGGUUUGUUUCAAGACCUACGGGGAAGCCCCCAUCCCCACCACUAUACAUACACGUACGUUAUACAUUUAGUGAACUUAUAUAUAUUUUAUGUACUGUAUUAUCGUAUCCUAAGAAGAUAUAUUCUUAUUUUUCAAGGUCCAAGUUUUAAAUGUUUUAUCGACUAUACAAAAGUGUGAAUAAUCAUUAUUAUAUUCUUGUCAACUUUAAAAAAAAUAUAGGUAUUAUCCCAAAAAUCCUAAAAAAAAUAUAAAGUAAUUGAUAUCUUCAAAUUUGUGAAAUUUUUUGGUGUUCAAUCAAAAGUAUAUAUAAUUGAAGUACGAGAUGAAAAAAAAUGUAUACGCUCUCCCAAGAUAAAUUUAGGUGAAAACUAUUUGGAUAUAAAAUUAUCGUACGAUAGAUAUUGUAAGUUAUGUGUACAUGUGCGCCUCAUGGAAAUUAAGAAAUCUUUGUAUAUGUAUGUAAUUAAAUUAUACACAUAUUAUAUACAAGUUAUACCUAAAUAAUAAUGUCAUUUUCGUCAGAGACCAUGAAAUGUGCAAAAUAGUAUCUAAGAGAUGGGAAUCGACAUUUCGACGUGUUUUUAAAAUCCACGGACUGAGAGAAAAUUUAAAUACUUUGUUGAUUUUAUUCGUGAGAAUUUAUUAUAUCUACCUAUAUCCAAAUCAUGAUACAUAUCCCAAACGCCGAGAUGUCGAAUGCGUUCUCUUUAUAUAAAAAAAAGAAACUAAAAUUUUUAUAUUCCAAAUUUUGAACUAGUCGAUAGCAUGUGUUUCACUUAUUGUUUCUCUAUAAAUAAUUUUCGAUGUCUUUUUAGCAUUUAAUAUAAAAAUAUCUUAUAUUAAUGUUACGUGCAUUUAAUCGUCUGUGCGAUGUAUUUUUUUUACAUGAAACAGUUUUAUUGAGAUUUAUUUAAUCUCGUGUUCACUAUUGUAAUCCACACCAGGCCGCAUUUCCAAUUGUGUUAAACAAAAUUACAGAUCGAACAAUUUUAUUUUAUAAAAUACGUACACAAAUUUGUGUGUAACGCCUGACGUUUGUUGAUAGUUUAAAGAAAUGGUUAUUUUGUGUAAGUUUGUACAGAAAUAUUAGGAUGGGACAAUUUGCAAAGAGAACUUAGAUAUUAAUGAACAUUCCGUUUAGAAUGUUAUUAGUUUUUUUUUUUAUUAUUAUAUAAAAAUAUUUUUUGACAUCGGGAACAAAUUAUGUUGUUUAAUCUUAUUUUGUAACGUUAGUUAAUUUUAAGUGGCUUUAUUUUAGUAACACUAUAGGUAUAUUAUAAUAUUAUAUUGAGAUGUUAUACAUGUCAUUGUUUUUGUGCAAAGUGUUUGGGGUUCUACUCCUGGAUUUAAAGAGAGUUGCGACUGAUAAGUAGUAGAAAAAUAGGCGAGUGCUCACAGUACUGGGCCGGUCUGUAUCUGUACAAAUGGUAUACGCCGCCUUAACACUUAAAAUGUUAUUGACAGUGAUCUCUCACAGUUAAAAUGACCAACUUACAGUGAAACCGUAAAAUGAAACCUACACGUCUUUAAAAGCUGAAUCCAAAGCCUAUUUUUCUGGACAGUUGGUCAUUUUAAGGACCAUUAGACAAUAGAUGAGUAUUGGAAUUUAGGUAAUCAUAAAAGUUAACAACAUAAUUUUCAAUGUCUUUAUUACAAAUACCUCAUUUCAAAUAGCUAUGUAUGUUGUUUGAUAAACUAUAUCAUUAUUAAACGUGCUCAUAAUCUUAUGUAUUGCUCUAAAUGUGAGAAAAGUGACAAAUGUACCCGUUAAAUACAUAUGUGUCUAACUAACCACUUUAAACACAUUUUGUCUAAAAGAGAUCACUGGUUUAUUAGUGAAUCAUUUUUAUUGUAUAUUGUUCAAUCAUUUUUCCACCUAGUUUAAGAAUUUUAGUUUAUUAUAAUAGUGUAAUUUUCAAUUAAUAGGUAGCAAGUAGUGAUUCUUUAAUAUUUUGUUAAUUUUUUCUUAAAUGUAAUAAAAUCUGCGUAAGGGUUAGGUUAGAGUCUUGAGCGGUCCUCGACUGGUCCAGGAAUAAAAAAGACAAUGAAGGGAAGUUGCAUUUUUAAUAAACCUAUAACAAAUUAGGAUUCCGCGAGAUGUUGUAAACGUAGGUACCUAAUUUCAUUUUCAUUUUUAAGAGUGUAUUUUAAUGUUUCCUUUCCUAUUCAGAAAAAAAUAUCGCCUUAUACUAUAUAUAGUACUUUUUAAUUUCACGAUAUCAGUUGAUUUAUAAUUUCAUGUUAUUUGUUGAUGGAAACAAAUUUUUAAUUAGCAAUUAUUGUAUUAAAAAAAAUAUUCAAUAUAGAAUUAGUUUAUUAAAUGUCUGGUGCCUGAUUAAAAAAGUAUCUAGGUAUACCUACUAAGUAAUUAGUUUUAUCUGAUUCAGUAGUCAAAUUGAAUGGACAACCGUAGAAUUUGAUUUCUAAACCAGAAAUUACAAUGAAACAAAAUUGAAUUCUAUGCUCAUGCACUGAAUUUGAUUUCUGUUUUCAUGCGUUUGGAUCUCGCGGCGUUAUGAAAGACAUUGCUAGAUCUUAUAUAAUCUUUAAUAAAUGAAAAAAAGUUGUUAAUUUAUGUGGCUUUAUACUUUUCAGGACAGUCCAAUUCAGUAAUUUUUAAUUUGGUGUCGCGUGACGUUCACUUUUAUAUCAUUCCCCUUGACUCGCUCAAGUAUCCAGUUAAACUGAGUGCAACAAACGUCAAAUUGAUAAUCUAUUUCUGAAUUUGACUGUACCUACGAAGCUGUUUUCUAAUACGAGAAAACGUCUACAAAUGUCUGUAUACCUAAAUGUAAGUUUCGCCUUUAUUGUCACUGUUUGUUUUCCUUUACAACUGUAUGUAUUUCUAGAAUAUUAAUUUAAAAAGUAAUCAUUAUUGUACUAUAAUUACAAUAAUUGACUUAUUAUUAUUGACCAUUUAGAAUUAUCGUGGAAUAGAAUAUGAAGACAAUGGUUUUUGAAGUCUUGAUACAAGACAAAGUUCUUGGGUGUUCGUUUUUUGUAAAAAACAAAAAUAUGUACAACAUGAAGCAUUUAAUUUUAGACAUAUUAAAUAUAAUGUUAUCUUAAUAAAAAAAGGCAUAGUGUAAAUUCAUCUUAUAUUAUUUCACGAUAUUUAUUAAAAUUGUGACGCUUUUAAACAUAUUACAUCACAAUGCUGAGGUUCAUUUUUCUCUUGAGAUGGUUUCUUUGCGACUUUAUAUGGAUGAAAUUACUUAACUGAAAUGAAUACGUUAUUGGAAACAAAAUUUUUAAUCUGGUAUGGACCAAUGUAUCAUAGACACUGUUAUUUCCUAAAUGAUGGCUAACGUUUUUUUAAUAUAUACGACUAAAGGAGCUAACAAGAUCAAAUUAUAAUAUUGUUAUUUACUUAUUGAGUACAAGUUUUAAUGAAAUAUUUUUUUCAAUAUUUACCUUAUCCACUCGCCUCUAUUAUUUUUGUUAUUUUGUUCCUUUAGUUUUUAUAAUUAUUAUUGUUUAACUUUCAUUACAAAUAAUUACAUAGAAGGUUUUGCUUUAAUAUUAGCAACUCAUUGAUAAUUAUUUUUUAUUAAUGAAUUAUAAUUAUUAUUAUUAUAUAUUUUUCACUUCCUCAGUAAAAAGUGAUGUUCAUAGAUUUAUUGUUGUUCUAUAGCUACGUUGCUCAGAUAAAACAGAAUGUUUUGUAAAACUAUUUGGAUUGGCUGAAAACGCGAUUGGCAAACCGCUGUUAUAUUAAAUCUAGUCAAAUUUUUAGAGAUGGAAAUUUUGAAAAGCUUAGCGUUUCGACUGACUUUUUAAUGAAAAGUUGAAAAUAACGUCCAAAACAGUCGCUAGGCGACAUAAAAAGUUGAUUUGAAAUCGUGGAAUUGUAGACAAUGUUUGUAAAAAUGAAAACUGUUUCUUACAUAUACUGUAACUUUAAAAUUAUUUGAAGUGAUUUUUUUUCAUAUGUAAUGUCCUUUAUCUAUAAGAUCUUUAUAUCUUACGUUAAAUAUCUUAAUGAUGUGGCUGGUGAGGCAGGUGUAAGAAUGUGCAAGGAUAUUUAAAACCUGUAUACAAUAAAUUUCUUUCAUUUGUUGAA